Molecule: messenger RNA, 1437 nt
Organism: Saccharomycopsis crataegensis
Lineage: Eukaryota; Fungi; Ascomycota; Saccharomycetes; Ascoideales; Saccharomycopsidaceae
Gene: CHM7
Product: phosphatidic acid-binding protein CHM7
Exons: 1
Coding region: 1-1437 (478 amino acids)
Biological process (GO): vacuolar transport
Source: RefSeq, a predicted model, not a curated record
AUGUACCAAGCCUUAGUGGACUCCAACUCCUUAUUCAAGAAGACUCGUCUUCGUUCUUUGUAUUCCAACUUUGAUCAGUUAAAAGAGCUGAAUCCUGAUGGUUAUGAAGCGAAUAUUUUGGCAUGGAAGAAGUUAAUUAAUCAGAUCAUUGAGUCUCAGGAUGGUGUUACCCUUGAUACCUCUAAUUUAAUCGAAGAAUUGAGCAUUUCUGCAGACAUAAACAACACGAUAGAUGCAAGAAUAAUUUUAAAGCCAUUGUCUAUCGAUACUGUUAUUAAUGAAAUUUGUAAUGAUCCCACAGACAAAAAGUUGAUUCAAUUGAAGGAUUUCAACAACUUGGAAAAAUCAUUGUACGAUGAUUCUUUUCUAUCAAAUAUUUCAGUUAAAAAUUCACUUUUCUGGGUGUUAUCCAAGUCUGGCUUAUACAGCACACAAGUUAACGUAACUGCUAAUAAAGAAAAAACCGGAAACUACUUGGUCGGUACUAAGUUUGUGUCAAUUCCUAAGUUGGAACUGUUGAAGGAUAAAAUUCUUUCUAAGUUGAAACUGCGGAAAUCCUCAGGUGAUAGUACACCUAUCUUCACCAAGAGUGAAUUAUUAGAACUACUUAGUGAGAAAUACCAUUUUUCUGAACUUGAUAGCGAAAUUUUCUUGAAAUAUUUGUCGAGAGAUACAAAUGAUAUUCUUAUCCAGAUCGACCCAAUAAUAACAAAAGAGAACGAGAAAAUAGAAAUUCCUGAUCCUGUCAUUAAGAUAAAAACAAAUGAAAAUGUAACUAUCACUGUUGAGGAUGUUGCUACUGCUCAAUUAAAAGCCAACAUAAAGCUAACUAACAUGAAAAUCAACAAUCUUACGGUUAAGGUGGAAUCAUAUGAGACAAAGGUUCAAAAUCUUAUUAAAAAUAAAUCAACAAAUCGUGAAUAUCUUAAACUUUUGCUUAGAACAAAGAAGUCAAUAGAAAGUGCUUUGAUUCAUGCUACAAGCAAUUUGAAUAAUUUGGAAACUUUGCUUUCCAAUAUCCAAUUGCAAAGUGGUAAUGUUCAAGUCCUUCAACUCUUGAACAACUCUAAGACUAUUUUGAAAGAUUUGAAUAAUGAAUUGAACAUUGGUAAGGUUGAUACAUUAAUGGAGGAAAUUAGCACUGAAGUUGGCAAGGUCAAGGAGAUCAACAGCACAUUGACCGAAUUCAAUGAUAUGAAUAAUACCGUGAUUGAUGAAGAAGAAAUUGAUGAUGAAUUGGCAGAAUUGGAAAGAGAUGAGGCUCGCAAAGAACAAGAAAAGAAGAAGCAAGAAGAGUUCGACGAUAAAGAUAUGGAGCAAAAUCUUAUUGAUAGAUUAGAGAAGUUGAAGGUGAAUAAAUCAUCUUCCAGACUUGAUACCACCUCCAGAAGAGAGAAGGCGAAAAAAAAAGAGAAGAGAACCGCCCUCAGUGCUUAG